Molecule: messenger RNA, 1789 nt
Organism: Echinops telfairi (small Madagascar hedgehog)
Lineage: Eukaryota; Metazoa; Chordata; Mammalia; Afrosoricida; Tenrecidae
Gene: PLCXD1
Product: phosphatidylinositol specific phospholipase C X domain containing 1
Exons: 7
Coding region: 357-941 (194 amino acids)
Biological process (GO): lipid metabolic process
Molecular function (GO): phosphoric diester hydrolase activity
Source: RefSeq, a predicted model, not a curated record
AAUGAGGGGGUCGUAGUUCCCCACGGGUUGUCAGAGAUACCUGCAGCUCCUUGAGGACCCCCUUCCCGACUCUGACGUUGGUCGGGGCCCCUAGAGCCGUGGUCAGCCUGCCCUCCAUCCCCCAGGAGCGGUGAAUACAGCAGGCAGGCGUGCAGGCCCAGGCGUCUUGGCGGCUGUUUGCAGCAGGGUGUCCAGAGAGCUGAGGAGUCCAGGGCUGGCGAACUACAAUUCCGGGCUGCUGCCCGACCUCUGAGGCGAAGGUCGUUGUCCCGGCGUGGGGGGUCCUGGUCCUGUAAAUUCGUGGCCCUUCCUGGUCUCAGACAAUCUGUAUCUUACAGUCCCAGGCACCCCCCCCCAUGGGCAGCACCUCCUGUGGCUUCCAGAGCCUGCGGGCCACCAACGCCAACUGGAUGUCGCAGCUCUGCCCCCGGCUCUGGGACGUGCCCCUGCACCACCUCUCCAUCCCAGGACACCACUCCUGUAGGAACAUCUUUGCAGACAUGCUCUGCCCGCGGGGGGAGGUGCCCACGCUGCGGCAGCUGUGGGCCUGUGGCCGCCAGGUGGUGCUGUCCUACGAGGCCCCUGACCCAGUGAGCAGACACCCAGAGCUGUGGCCGGCCGUCCCCUACUGGUGGGGGGACAAGGUGAAGACCGGCGAACUCAUCCGAUACCUCGAGACCAUGAAGAGUGGAGGCCGCCCAGAUGGGCUGUUUGUGGCCGGCAUCAACCUGACUGAGAACCUGGGCUACGUGUUGGCGCACCCCUCCCAGUCCCUGGAGACCAUGACGCUGCCCGGCCUGCCCUGCCUGGGCGCCUGGGUCCGUGAGCAGUGCCCAGGGCCCAGUGCCCGCUGCACCAACAUCAUCGCGGGCGACUUCAUUGGCGCCGACAGCUUUGUCAGCGACGUCAUCAGGCUCAACGACAAGCUGCUGGCCUGCUGACGUGCAGGGCUGCUGACCCCGUCACCGGCCACGUGCCCGGCUCCCCGUCCCACAAAUGGGACCGCUGUCCUUGGGACCACAUGCCUGUGAGGAGGACAGGGGGCGCCUGCUGUGGGGUCUGCGUGGGCCCAGUUCAGCUCCCUCUGGCCUCCCUGGCAUGGCAGCCCCCCCAAAGGCCACUUGCCCCAAGGACCCCUUUCCCUCCCGGAUGGUUUCAUGUGUGAGUGGUCACAGCUGUAUCUCCAGUGCUUCUUGGGUUGCAGAACCAUGCGGUGGGGUGGGGUCCCCCGGGGUCCACAGGUGUGAUGCUUGGUCUACCCCGGCUACCUGUCUGGGGGGCUUGCAGGGCACCACAGAGCGUGUGGACGGCUCUGAGGGCCUGUGGACCCACAGGGUGUCCACGGGCACCAGGCUGCCUGGAAAGCUCUGAGGGCCUGGGAUCCUGCUGAGAAAACGUCCAAGUACAGACACUAGAACCCCGGGGCAAGGAUGCUCUCUGCCGUGCCCCCGAAGACUUGAUGCUUCUUCUCCAAUCUCACCAAGUGUUGACGUGACGUGACAUGGCCGCCCGGCGGGGUGGUAACAAAGGUGGAAAGGCCCGGCGGAGCAGGAACAGUGCUGGCGUCCAGUCCCCUCAUGGCUCUCUGGGGGCCCCUGGGGUGUGCAGCAGGUUUAACACGUGCAUACCAGACUCCUUCUGUGACUUCCAAAGUGGCUUUUCGUCCUCACAGCUGCCCCCUGCUCAUGUCUCACAUGGGGUGAGGACACGGAUGUGCAGGUAUAACACACGUGUAAUGUCUAGGCCCACGCUGUGGCAAACCAUUGAAGAUGCUCAUACUCGCGGGCUU